AUGACAACAGCAGCAGCAGCAGGCCCAUGUGUUAAUUAUACAGCUGUAGCAGCAACAACAAUGUCAUCUGGUGGUUCUGCCAGAGACCAGGGCAAGAAUCUGGACAAUAUUCAGGGCAAGAAUGAGGGAGCUUUAGAAAAGAAUCAACUUAAACUAAACAAAAUUUCAAAAGAUGAAUUAGCCCAAAGAGAUGUCUUUGGCAGAACCAUCUUGCACAUCGCCAUUUUAUAUAAUGAAACAGACAACUUGCAAAAACUUGUCAAAAAUCCAAACUUUAAGAAUAUUUUACAGUCACUAGAUUAUGAGAACGGAUGGAAUUGUAUGCACUAUAUCAUACACUACAAAAGAGUCCAAUGCUUUACAAUCUUGGUAAAGUACCUACAAGGUGUCACCUUACAAAAUUUAUUUUUGCCCAAUGGACCAUUUAUUGAAUUGCUAAAAUGCAAGGAUAGAAGUGGAUUGACUCCGAUACAAUUGAUGGAUAUAAAAUCAUUUGAUCCAUUAUAUAUCGGAGCAGAUAAUGAGUUUUAUUUCAAAAAGGACAUGAAUCGCAUUGACAAAUUUGGUAAGACGAUUAAUGGCGAACAUAAUUUUGGAAAUGAAAAUGAAAAUGAGGAAGAGGAUGUAGAUGAAGAUGAAGAUGAAAAUGUACAGCAUGUAAGCAAAAAGUUCAACGAAACAAAAUCAACCAAGAGGCAUCACUUAUACGUCUUUGGUAGUAACUUGAACAAUCAACUUGGAUCAGGAGAUACAAAGGAUAGAAUCAUUCCAUCAAAAAUCAACAAUCAUGAAUCUUUUAGUGAUGUUUACGAUAACAUUGGCGCCAAUAAUUUGCAAUCAUUUUUGCAAACACCUUGUUUCCAAGAUAUCAACAUUACAAAACACCACUCGAUGGUCUUAACAACAAAGGGUGAAAUUUUCACAGCGGGUCACGGAUCCCGUGGUAGAUUAGGACAAGGCAAUGAAAAAAACUGCUCAACAUUUAAAAAAUUGGAUAUUUUCAACGAUAUACAUGGCUCUUACAAAAGAGUCGUCCUGAUUGCAACUUCCAAUAACCAUUCGUUAGCUUUGACAUCAAGCAAUGAGGUGUUUACGUGGGGGUUAAACAGUUUUAACCAAUUAGGAGUUAACUCCUCCAAGAAAGUGAAAAGUUACCUCGAUGACUUUAUAUCAUCACCCGUACUUGUAGGUGGCGAACUCCGUAAGCUGGGUGAAAAAAUCUUGGGUAUUGCAGUAUCCAAAAUACAUUCAGUAGCAUGGUCGAAGAACCAGUUAUUUUCAUGGGGUUUGAAUGUGGGCCAAAUGGGGAUCUCUUGUGCACAUGGGGAUAUUGAAAUAAAGCUUAAUAACGAGUCUUGGAAGGGUGAGGUCCAAUCAACACCAAAAGUCACUUUUCUUCGCGAUGAGAUCAAGUUGGUGAGCACAUCAGAAUUGUGCACUUGCGUAGUAACUGUGAUGAAUGAUAUACACGUGUAUUACAAUUACCAACAUUAUAAGCUUCCAAAAAUCAAAGUUAUCAAGGACCAUCACUUUGACAUUUUCAAACCUCGUAAGCUAACAAUGGCAGCUGUGGUUACCAAAGUCGUAACUCGUGGUCCAGACACAACAAUGCUUUUGCUCAGUGGUGGUUCAGUUUUAAGUUUUUCAAUAAGCAACAAUAACAACAGUAACAACAACAACAGUAACAGCAAUAACAAUGGCAAUAGCAAUAACAGUUUUAUUGGUACUGCUAAUACCCUGGAUAUCAAAAACACAAAGUACUCAACUGUUUGGAAACCUCAUUCGAACGAUAUGAUAGCUACUGAUAUCGACGUUGCCAACGAUGGAUCUUUAGUAUUGUGUACAAAAUCUGGUGCAGUCUAUUUGAAACCAUCAACUGCAUCGUCUACAACUACAGCAGGUGCUGUUCUUGGUGGUGUAGGCAGUGGUAGUCUUGGACAUCGCAGAGGCUCACUUAGUGCUGUGAGCUUACCAAUAAAUUUUGUGAGCAAAAAUAACAAGUUCAAAAAGAUUGAAGGUUUAAACAGAAUUAUCAAAGUGCACUGUGACCUGAAGUUUGCUUCGUUUGCGUUUGUACGCGAAGAUAUUAUGACCGUGCCAUUGGAACUUGCCAUGAAUGAUUUCUAUGAUGAUUUGAAACUGCUUUCGCCUGCUAGUGAAUUCAUUCCACAUAGAAAGCAGCAACAGUUGACGGAACAUUUAUGCGACACGUAUAUUACUUCUUUCAUGAACUCUGGUAAAGAUCACCAACGGGUUCAAUUACAAUCACAAUCUUUAAAAGGAUUUGCGGCAUCUUCAUAUGCGUUAUGCUUAGAAGAUGAUGAAAACCUGUAUCUCGAAAAGGGAUAUGAUUCAUUUAUUAUGGUAAAGGACACCAAAAUUCCAUUUCACAAGGAUAUUUUGAAAUACAUGUCACGAGCAUUUAAGGAAAUGCUAGAUGAAGCUAAUGACUUAAUAAUUGGUGAUACCUUUAGUGCACAAUGGGACUAUGAUAAAUCUGCAUUUUUAAUCACCUCCAAAGAGACGCUGCCACAAUCCGUUCUAUGUUUUGUGCAUUCUCUUUAUGAUCCAUUAUUCAAACUGGAAAGAAGCAGUGUUUCAAAUGUUUUAUUUGAUGAAUAUAUGGAAAUGUGCAAAGUUUUUGGAAUUAAACCUCACAACGACCUUUCAGGAAUGUUAUUUGAGAAACAAGAGCAAGAGCAAGAGCAAGAGCAAGAGGAAAGUGAAGAUGAAGAUGAGGAUGAAGUUAAAGACAAUGAAAAGGACAAGGUUUUUUCAUCCAAUGAUGGUGGUGACGUUGAGUUCACUUUGCAGGAUGGAAGUAUGCGGGCUCACUCUUUUCUAUUAGCAGCACGCUCGGCAUUUUUUGAAACAAUAUUGUCAAAUCGAUGGAAAAACUCUAUGCAAGUAGAUACUUUACCAAAACUCGAUUUCAGCGGUGUCUCUAAAAAGCAAAUGAAAAUCUUAUUGCUGCAUUUAUAUGGUGUUCCAAACUGUGAUCUUUUGAAUAUGCUUGGAUUUGAUAGUGAUCUGCAUCUAAAUCUGACCUUGUCCUUGUCCUUGAGCUCCAAGAGUUACAAAGACAAUCAUGGCAUAAAAGCAAACAAAAUGAACGAAGUUGAUAUAAUUAACGAAUUGUUGGAGUUGAUGGAAAUUGCAGACGAAUUGCUCUUGUAUCAGCUCCAGGAAAUGCUUGAACUGGCUCUUUGCGAAAUGAUUUAUUUGGACAAUGUCUUGGAGUUGGCUGUUUAUGCAGAUAUGUUGAAAGCUUGGAAGUUGUUUAUGAACUGUUGUUGGUAUAUAUACAAUAACUUGGAAGUACUUAUAUUUGAUCCUUCUAUGUUGGAUGUUCCUAGUGAAGUGCUUUCUAAAAUAGAAAGUCAAUGCAAGGUAUUUGACACAAUGGCAGUAAAGCAAUUCACCAAUAAGGAUGAACAGUUACAAAUUGGCAAAGAAACAAGUCAGAAUAGGGAAAACAAAGUUAAUGAGGAGAAAACUUUGGCAUCAAGCUUACAAUCUCAGUCUGUUAUCCCAGGUACUCGCUUGUUUGUUGAAAAUCUAUUACAAUUUAACGAAAUAUUCAUGAGCGACCGCAAAGGGUAUUCUUCUUUUGAGCCAUUGGUUGAUGCUAGACUUGAAGUGAAGAAGGUAAAAGAACCUACCAAAAGACGCAAGUCAAGGAAAAGCUCUUCAGCCUCAUCAGCAUCACUGCUUGCUGUAAUAAAAGAGUUUAGAGAUAACUAUACUUGGAAGGAAAUUGGAAAUAACAAAGCUUCGGAUCCUCGACUGGCAAUGUUGGCGAGUACAUCGGCUAGUCUGCGCCGCCUGAUCUCAGAUCUGCCUUUUAAUAGAGAAAAACUUUCCCCACCAGUUGAAUUGGCUGAUAGAAAUGGAAAAUCACUGGCAGUGAAGGGUGGAGUUGCAACUGCAACUGCAGCAGCAACAUCAACAUCAACAACAACAACCACAACAACGAUAUCAGACCCAACAUUAUUUUUAAAUUCAACUGGGUCCUCAACUUCAUCUUUGCCUUCAGUUUCUAACGUUGUAAAGACUAAAUCUACAAUUACGGCGACUCCAAUCUUUAAUGAAACCAUCUGGAAACCUCAAGAACCAACCGGUGCGCCAUCGCCACUUCUUAUCAAACCUUUAGUUUCAACCCUGGAUAUCAAACCUGAAAAUUCCAAACAGUAUAAACAUCGCAUUGGUCCUCAUAUCAAGCUUUCACAAAAAGAGCGAAAAAAGUUAGUUGCUGCGUCAGCUGCAAAGGAACGAAUUCUGGAUAAAUUGAAGCCAGAGGCUAUUAGUGGCAGUAGUGUUGCACCAUGGGCAAAUACUAGUGCAAAUACCAGCAAUGAUCAGAUCAAUACGACAUUUCCUGUUUUGGGAGUAGCGAAUGGUAGUAGUAGUGGUGGUUGUGGUGGUUGUGGUGGUAGUAAUGGUAGUAAUGGUAGUAAUGGUAGUAGUACUAAGAAUAAGAAGUUGCCUAUUGCUAUGUCAACCAAACGAGCAACAUCUCCCAAUGGGUCAAAAUCACCAAAUGAUCCUUAUUCGGGAAACAUGCUUUAUAAUUUGUCAAAUCCAUCUUUCUCGAGUGUUUAUUCUACACCCUCAUUAGCUGAGGUAAAGGCGUUUAAAGCGCGUGAUGACGUUUUUGAAAGGAUGAAUGAUACCAAGACUACGACCAAGACACUUUCUGAGAUUAAGCAAGAGCAAGAGUUUGAAAAGUGGUGGCAAGAAGAGUCUAAACGAGUGCAAAGAGAAAUGGGUAUUGUGGAUGAUACAACAUUGGAUAAUAAGGGAAAAAAUGGGUCGUCAAAGUCACGUAAUAAGCAAGCUGCAGAGUCAGAGCCCAAUUCUGGGUCUAGUUUAAAAUCAAAAUCGAAAUCUCAAUCGAAAUCAAAAUUGCAACUGAAACUGCAACUGAAUUCACGAAAAGAACCAGGCCUGGAAAUAGAAUUAGAACAUACUUUUGUUUCUCAGCCCAGAUCACAAUCCCGAUCUAAUGGCUCUUUUUCAAAACAAAAUGGGGAAAAAAAAUUACCCGUGAGCUAA
This is a messenger RNA of Lodderomyces elongisporus, 5055 nucleotides long. RefSeq lists its product as uncharacterized. NCBI's taxonomy places the organism in Eukaryota, Fungi, Ascomycota, Pichiomycetes, Serinales, Debaryomycetaceae. The coding region runs from base 1 to 5055 and encodes 1684 amino acids. The transcript is spliced from 2 exons. The record is from RefSeq and is a predicted model, not a curated record. Gene Ontology annotation, molecular function: protein binding.